AUGGCCAUUCAAAGCACGCUCAGUCUGGCGCUUCUGGGACUAUUUCCCUCAGCGACGGCCCAGAGAGUAGACGGCUCCAAGUACAACUCACCCACUGGUGGCCCUCCAGCCAGCUACUUUGCCGCGGCCUCAUCUAUCCCAGUUGCUGUCAUUCAGUCCGCCGCCGCUAAGGCAAGCAGUGUGCCCUCGCUGGCCACGUAUCCUAUCAAUACAGACAAAAACUCUCCUAAAUCGACCAUCCACGAUGACUGGGUCAAAUUCCGCAGAGGAGCGGCUCUCAGCUGGGUUGCCGACAUGGACGUAGACUGCGACGGAAUUGACUAUAAGUGCGCGGGCAACGGUGACGGCCAGCCGCAGACCAACUGGGGAGCGCUGGCUGCCUACGAGGUCCCUUUUAUUGUCAUUCCUGACACGUUUCUGGCGGCCAACCCCGACCUGCUUCCUGGCAACAAUGUCGCUGCGGUGAUCUGUCAUGGCAAGAUGUACUAUGGCAUCCUGGGAGAUUCUAACGGCGACGACCCGGAACUCACGGGGGAAGCAUCCUGGCUGAUAGCCCGGACCUGCUUCCCUGACGAAGGCUUGAACGGCGCGAAGGGCCACGUUGCCGCCGAUGUGACUUACAUCGUCUUCACCGGCAAGAACGCCGUCCUCUCUAGCCGUGCCCUGGGCAAGCAUUACCUCACCAACUUCACCACUCUACGGACCAGGGGCGACAAGCUUGCGGGUGCCCUGGCCUCACAUCUGGGACUCCCUGGUGAGACUGCUCGUCCAAGAGUCACUUCCUCGCCAGUGGCAACUACGGAAACCAAGACUGCCUCGGCCACGGAGGAUGCGGCGAGUCCCCCGAAUUACGAGGCUUGCUCGUGGGCUGAUCAGGAUGAAGGGGCCACUUGUUCCUCGGAUGAUGAUUG
Messenger RNA from Aspergillus saccharolyticus JOP 1030-1, 911 nucleotides. RefSeq names its product glycoside hydrolase family 75 protein. The record is from RefSeq and is a predicted model, not a curated record. The annotation marks the transcript as partial. The transcript has 6 exons. Gene Ontology annotation, molecular function: chitosanase activity. Lineage: Eukaryota; Fungi; Ascomycota; Eurotiomycetes; Eurotiales; Aspergillaceae.